This is a messenger RNA of Castor canadensis (American beaver), 1662 nucleotides long. It is a transcript of the gene Krt79, whose product is annotated as keratin 79. The record is from RefSeq and is a predicted model, not a curated record. Gene Ontology annotation, cellular component: keratin filament. Gene Ontology annotation, molecular function: structural constituent of skin epidermis. NCBI's taxonomy places the organism in Eukaryota, Metazoa, Chordata, Mammalia, Rodentia, Castoridae. Gene Ontology annotation, biological process: intermediate filament organization; keratinization.
GCCUGCUUGUGGCUUCUCUGACAGCCAUGAGGUCCUCUAUGUCUCGACAGACCUAUUCUACCAAAGGAGGCUUCAGCUCCAACUCUGCCAGUGGAGGAGGUGGUCACCGGACCCACACCAGCUUCAGCUCGGUGACAAUGUCCCGAAAUGGUGGCAGUGGUGGUGGGGCCCGCUGUGGCCCCAGAACAGGUGGCUUUGGCAGCCGGAGCCUCUAUAACUUGGGGGACACUAGGAAUACCUCGGUCAGUGUGGCCCGUGGCACCUCCUCCGGCCGGGCUUUUGGGGGCUUUGGCCUUGGCAGUGGGGCUUACAUGGGUCUGGGGGCUGGCAGGCAGACAUUUGGGCCUGCCUGUCCUCCUGGUGGGAUCCAGGAGGUUACCAUCAACCAGAGCCUGCUGACUCCCCUCAACGUGGAGAUAGACCCGGAGAUCCAGAGGGUGCGCACCCAGGAGCGCGAGCAGAUCAAGACUCUCAACAACAAGUUCGCCUCCUUCAUUGACAAGGUACGGUUCCUGGAGCAGCAGAACAAGGUACUGGAGACCAAGUGGGCACUGCUGCAGGAGCAGGGCCAGAAUGUGGGGGCCACCAGAAACAACCUGGAGCCCAUCUUUGAGAUGUACCUGAGCAAUCUGAGGAGGCAGCUGGACAACAUGCAGAGCGAGCGGGGGAGGCUGGACUUGGAGCUAAGGAGUGUGCAAGACGUCCUUGAGGAAACCAGGAAAAAGUAUGAGGAGGAAAUCAACAGGCGCACUGCUGAGGAGAAUGAGUUUGUGAUGCUCAAGAAGGAUGUAGAUGCUGCAUACUCGGAUCGAAUGAAUUUGAACGGCCAAGUGGAUCACUUGAGCCAGGAGACUGACUUCCUGCGGAGUCUCUAUGAAAUGGAGCUGAGCCAGGUGCAGACCCAUGUGUCUGACACCAAUGUGGUCCUCUCUAUGGACAACAACCGCUCUCUGGACCUGGACAGCAUCAUUGCGGAGGUCAGGGCCCAGUAUGAGCUGAUUGCCCAGAGGAGCCGGGCUGAGGCUGAGUCCUGGUAUCAGACCAAGUAUGAGGAGCUGCAGGUGACAGCUGGGAAGCAUGGGGAAAACCUGCGGGACACCAAGAAUGAGAUUGCGGAGCUCACUCGCACCAUCCAGAGGCUGCAGGGGGAGGUGGAUGCAGCCAAGAAGCAGUGUCAGCAGCUGCAGGGGGCCAUAGAAGAAGCAGAACACCGUGGAGAACUGGCAUUCAAAGAUGCUAAGAAGAAACUUGGGGAUCUGGAUACGGCCCUGCAUCAGGCCAAGGAGGACCUGGCCCGGCUGCUGCGUGACUAUCAGGCCCUUAUGAAUGUCAAGCUGGCCCUGGAUGUGGAGAUUGCCACCUACCGCAAGCUGCUGGAGAGCGAGGAGAGCAGGAUGUCUGGAGAGUGCCCCAGUGCAGUCAGCAUCUCGAUGACCGGCAACUCUACCACUGUGUGCGGAGGCAGUGCCGCUGGCUUUGGAGGUGGCAUCUCCCUCGGUGGGAGUGGGGGGGCCUACAAGGGAGGAUUCAGCACAAACGUGGGCUACAGCACUGCCAAGGGUGGGCCAGUCUCUGGGGGCACCUCCAUCCUUCGGAAGACCACCACAGUCAAGACGUCCAGCCAGAGGUACUAGCUGCUGAGCCUUCAAGCUGGGGCCUGCA